UUCCAGCGUGCUUCAGUUUUCGGCCGGAGCGCGCCGCGAGCAGAACGCUUUUUCUCGCGAUCUUGAAUUAAUUUAGCGUUUCAAGUGGGAGGUUCGAAAGUGAAGUGGAGUUGACCGUUCUGAUUCGGAUGCAUUUCACUGGGAUGGUAGUGUUGGCAGUGAUAUUUGAGUGGAAAAAGUUGGAAAAAAUCUAGUGGUGACAAAGAAUUACUUUUGUGAAGCACCAUGUUUGUGCGGAAGGAAAAGUGUUGUGCAGUGAAGUUGCUCCUUUCCACCUUGCUUCUACUGGAAUUGACCUGCCAUGCCUUCGGCCAGGGAGCCUUUCUGGAGAUGCUGUUCGACGAGACGAGUGUGUUUCUGCGAAAUGAUACGGUGAAGCGCAUCCCUGAUACGAAGAACUUCCUGAAGGAGUACGACUUCAUUGUAAUUGGUGCUGGGUCUGCCGGAUCUGUCGUAGCUAACCGGCUGUCGGAGGUCAAGGGUUGGAACGUGUUGCUGCUGGAAGCUGGCAAGGACGAAAAUAUCCUUACGGAUGUUCCGCUGACUGCUGGAUUGACCACAAUUACAGGGUACAACUGGGGCUAUAAAGCGGACCCGAUGGAGGGUGCCUGUCUGGGGCUGGAAGAAGGCCGCUGCGGCUGGCCCAAGGGACGCGGGCUGGGCGGAACCAGUCUGAUCAACUUCCUCAUCUACACCCGUGGCCAUCGGCGAGACUACGACGACUGGGAACGCGCGGGAAACUUUGGCUGGGGCUACCGGGAUGUGCUGCGGUACUUUAAAAAAUCCGAACGGGUCAAGAUUAGCAAGUUGAAGCGUUCGCCGUACCACUCGGACAACGGGUACAUGGACAUUGAGUACUCGUCGUAUGAGACGCCGAUGCUGAGGUCGUUCAUUGAGGCUGGAAAGCAGAUGGGCUACCAGGAGACGGAUCCUAACGGGGAUGUGUUGAUGGGCUUUUCGAAGGCUCAGGCGACGAUGAGGAACGGGCGGCGGUGUAGUUCGGCGAAGGCGUUUCUGAGGCCGGUGGCGCACAGACCGAAUCUGCACAUUUCGGUGAACUCACGGGUGACGCGAAUUUUGAUUGAUCCCAUUACCAAGACUACAUAUGGGGUGGAGUUCAUCAAGGAUCGUAAGCGGUACGCGGUCAAGGUCAGCAAGGAGGUGGUUUUGUCCGCGGGAACUAUAGGUUCGCCGCAGCUGCUGAUGCUUUCCGGGGUGGGACCUCAGGAGAAUCUGCGGCAGGUGGGCGUUCCGGUGAUUCAAAAUCUUGCCGUGGGGUACAACCUGCAGGAUCACGUGACGCUUCCGGGGUUGGUAUUCACCGUGAAUCAGCCGGUAACGAUCCGCGAGCGUGACAUGCGUGCUCCGCCGAUCGUGUUGGACUACUUGUUGAACGGGAGGGGCCCGUUUACGAUUCCUGGAGGUGCGGAAGGGGUGGCUUUUGUUAAAACGAACGUGACAUUUUUGCCUCCGGACUAUCCGGAUAUUGAGUUGGUGCUUGGAACCGGUGCGUUCAACAACGACGAGUCUGGAUCGCUGCGGGCUGCUUUCGGAUUCACAAAAGAGUUCUACGAAAAGACUUACAGUUCAAUCGCUGGCCAGCAUGCAUUUGCGAUAUCACCGGUGCUCAUGCGACCGAAAAGCCGGGGUAGAAUUUCGCUGAAAAGCAAGAAUCCGUUCCAUUGGCCUCGGAUGGAGGGUAACUUCUAUCAGAACUACGACGACUUGGUGGUGCUACGGGAGGGAGUAAAACUGGCCGUACGGAUAGGAGAAUCGUCCAAGUUUGCUCGGUUCGGAGCGAAGCUGCACAAGACGCCGUUCCACGGGUGUGAACAUCUACGGUUUCGCAGUGACGAGUACUGGGAAUGCUGCAUCCGAAGGGUCGGGACAAGCUUGCAACAUCAGUCCGGAACAUGCAAGAUGGGCCCAGCGACGGACUCUUCAGCGGUGGUCAAUCCGGAACUAUUGGUGUACGGCAUCCGAGGACUUCGAGUUGCGGACUGCUCGAUUUUCCCCGUUAUUCCGGCGUCCCACACUAAUGCGGUCGCAUUCAUGGUCGGCGAGAAGGUAUCUGAUAUGAUCAAAGAGUACUGGUCCAACGAGAUUCGGUAACUGUUGAGGCAGGAAGCACGGAAUUAAGUUGCCAUCGGAAAGUGUACUCUAGUCAAAAGUUACCAUAGCACUGUAAGAGAUGUUACCUAACAGAGAUCAUCAAGACUAUCGCUUAUUUAUGAUUCAUUUCAUAUCUCUCUAUUAGAUGACUGAUUGUUUCGAGUUUUAAAAAUCGAAUUCUCAUUCAAAAUGAAGUAUUAUCGAAUGUCCACUACACAGAAAAAAAAGUGUAAUUUUAAACUUCAUG
Molecule: messenger RNA, 2359 nt
Organism: Culex pipiens pallens (northern house mosquito)
Lineage: Eukaryota; Metazoa; Arthropoda; Insecta; Diptera; Culicidae
Product: glucose dehydrogenase [FAD, quinone]
Exons: 5
Coding region: 226-2112 (628 amino acids)
Molecular function (GO): oxidoreductase activity, acting on CH-OH group of donors; flavin adenine dinucleotide binding
Source: RefSeq, a predicted model, not a curated record